Molecule: messenger RNA, 1302 nt
Organism: Uncinocarpus reesii 1704
Lineage: Eukaryota; Fungi; Ascomycota; Eurotiomycetes; Onygenales; Onygenaceae
Exons: 2
Coding region: 1-1302 (433 amino acids)
Source: RefSeq, a predicted model, not a curated record
AUGGUGCGAACCGCAUCUCCCGACGUGCCUGAUGACGGGCAUGGCGACAAUAUUCCGGUCUCGCCUGGCAUCUCGGAAUCAGCUACCAGCGCAAGCGAGACGCUGUAUACCCCUUCUGUAUCUGAGAGCCAGCGUAGCACUCAAAAGGACCUAGAUGAGUGCGACAGUGCUUCGGAGACCGACGUUCUGCUUGUAUCGCCUCCCCCGGAAUACGAAGACGUGGUCCCUGGCACUGGGAAUGCUACUGUCGAUGUGAAAUCCGACAGGGGAAGCUUCCCGCAGCCUGGCGACGGGCAUCGCGAUGCUGAAGCAGGAGGUCGCAGGGCACGCAGGCGAGGGUGGUGUGGGAAACGGAGGGAUCGCGACCGGCAGCGAUGCCAGAUGACCAAGUGGAAGCUGUUUGUCGGAAUCGUCAAAUUCUGCUUGCUCAUCGGCCUGUAUCCCCGGAACCGUGCAGAGGAGAAUGACUCUCCGCCACGAGAGAUUGAAAUCCACAAGAAAUCGGGCGCCAUCUGGGGGGAAUAUCCUCUCUACGACCUCCUCGCCCUGACCACCAGCUCAGGCUCGAUAGCGGUCACCAUCAUCCCCCAGCCAGCCGACCCACGAGCCCCCAGCAAGCCCGCCCGAGUAUUCCUCCGCUCCAGGUCCGGCAGCAUCUCCGUCAAGUUCCAGCUCCCAGCGCCCGGCAGUCGAGACGCAGACACACACGCACACGACAAACCCCCAGCCCUGCACCCGCGGCCGUACGAGGUCGAAAUCGCAACUCACAGCGGCAGCAUCGCCGCCAGCAUCGCCUUCUCCACCAGCGUCAAGCUCUCCUCCACCAGCGGAGCGAUCGACGCGCACCUCACGCCCCUCGUCUUCCCGGGCGCCGCGUUCCUCGACACGCACAGCGACAACAUCUCCAUCACCACCGUCACCCGCUCCGGCAGCGCCAACGUCGUGCUCAACGACCCGCUCAUCUACCCUCGGCUAGCACCCUCCGGCCGGCAAACGCGCGCGCAGCAUCGCGGACCCGGCGCCAUCGCCGUGCAUGAGGCGAGGGGCUCCGGGUCGCUGCGUGUUCGGUAUCCUCCGUCGUGGGCCGGGCGUGUUCAUGCCGCGAGCAUCAGGGCGAAUCGGGUCAGCCUCGGCGGGAAGGGGGUUCGUGUCGUUGGAAGAGGGAGCAGGGCUGUGGAUGGCGUCAAGGAGCCUGACGCGGAGCUGCCGCGGCAAAAGCAGUGGUGGGGGAGUCGGGGGGAUAUGCAUGUUGAUUUGAGGGCGAGGACGGGCGCGGUGAUGUUUCGCGUUGGCGAUGAUUGA